GGCCAUCUCGCUCCCCCGCGACAAGGGGAGUGAAGCGACCAAAAAGCGACAAUAAAAUCGCCUCUUGCACGCCGUCUGCUCAUUAUUUCGCGUUCUCCGCUCAAAGCAAAUACACACACCACACACAACAACCAUGUCUCUGCAGUCGGACGCCGUUUUCCAGAAGAUCAUCGAUGGACUGAAGGAGAACGAGGCCAAGGCCAAGGCGGUCAACGGAGUGUUCCUGUACAAAAUCACCAAGGACGGCAAGGUGGCCAAGGAGUGGACUCUCGACUGCAAGAACGCCAAGGCCUACGAGGGACCCGCCCAGGGCAUCAAGGUGGACACCACCUUGACCGUCGCCGACGAGGACAUGGUUGACAUCGCCCUGGGCAAGCUGAACCCCCAGGCUGCCUUCAUGAAGGGCAAGCUGAAGAUCGCCGGCAACAUCAUGCUCACCCAGAAGUUGGCGCCGCUCCUGAAGACCGACGCCAAGUUGUAAAAAGGAUCCCCGCCGGACUAGCCUGCACAUUCCUUCUUUAGCUCCUUUUUUUUUCUACGUGUGUAAUGUGUAUUCGUGUUUUUGUUUCACCUAAUUCACAUAAUUAAUGUUAUUUUUGUACGGGAAAUCGUCUACAAAACUAGAAAAUAAUACAUAAGGCGAAAGCGACAAGCGACAAACGA
Molecule: messenger RNA, 663 nt
Organism: Drosophila takahashii
Lineage: Eukaryota; Metazoa; Arthropoda; Insecta; Diptera; Drosophilidae
Product: peroxisomal multifunctional enzyme type 2
Cellular component (GO): cytosol
Source: RefSeq, a predicted model, not a curated record